AUGGUGUUAGUUGCUUCUUCUAGGAUAAGCUUGCGAAGCAUUCAGUCCAGCUGUUGCGUUAGCAGGCAUGCUGCAUGGACAGCACCACUUCAGGCUCAGCCGCGAGCUGUCAGAACAAUGUUGAGGAGGAGCACUGGCGCGAGGGCAUCUUUUUGCGACGGCAGCGAAACGGUAGCACGGGAGGGAGACAUGGUGAAUGUGAAAUUCAUGUGCAAGACACUGGAUGGUGAGGUGCUUCAUGCAUCUGGUGAUGAUGACGUUUUGACCUUUGAAGUCGGUGCUGGGAACUUCGUUGGCAAUCCUCUCUUCAAGGAAGAUGGAGGGGAGCGCCGCGGGUCCGAGAAUGCCGGACCGAAGAUUCUGUCGCUAGAGGAGCUGCAGCUAAAAGCCAAGCAGCAGUGGAGCCGCCACUUCCCUUGGCUCAUCAUCGGUGACACCGCCGAAGGUCGACCUUGCAUGAGGUGCAAGAUCUGCAUGGUGUACGCAGAUCCUGAGUCACAGUACGACGCUCGGGGCGAGGGAGGCAUCGACAUACAGAAGCAGACGAUGAGGAAGCAUCAGUGGAGCAUCCGGCACCGGGAGGCGAAGGACCGAUUGGAGCAGCGUGAAGCCCCGCAGAAGAGGCGGGCAUCUAUCUCCAACUUUGGAGAUAAGAGUAUGGUUUCAAGCAGUUGGUCGAAACGCUGGGAGGCUCUGGCUGCUAAGGAUGCGGCUGAAGAAUUUCCCGAGUUCAAUGUCGUCGACAAAGUCGUCCGGUCUUUCGCGGACAUUCUCGGCCGCAGCAUAGUGCAGCAUGCGCGAUUCAAGAAGCUGCAGGAGUUCAUCACAGAGACCAACCUGGAGAUGCAAGGCAUUAAGGACGUCCGCUGGUUGUCGCGCGGGGACGCCAUCCAGCGCUUUGCAGACGUCCUGCCUGCUGCCGUUGUCCUGCUGCAUGAGUACGACAAGACAACGUACACUCUUGUUACCAGUCUCAAGUUUCAGUUUUUCCUCUUCUUUCUGGUUGACGUGCUUCAGGAGCUGAACAGCCUGAAUCUCAAGUUCCAGCGACGACAGCUUGAUGCGACGCAGGUUCGGCCGAUGGUGCAGCACACCACGUUGAUCUUGACAAGUCGCUAUGUGGAGUACGGCUCCACCUUCGGCGACAACAGUGGUCGUCUUGCGACGUUCCUGAAGAACCACGGGAGCACUGAGCAAUGCAAAGUGAAGGUCGAAAGCAUCGACACCGCGGGAGAACCCGUGACUCACACCUACUUGCUGCACGAGGACCUGAUCGGGAAGGAGAAGUUUGGGGGCGACCUGGCGUCGUGCGUGGAGGCAGCAUCUAAGUUCGCUGGGAGGACUGUGUUCUUCAUUGAGGAUCGCAUGAAGAGUCUCAAGUCGUUGGACGGGGCCCGUCUGUUUCGGCAGGGACGGUACUCUCGUUCGCGCGCUAAGAGAGCGCGUCGUUUUCCCGAAUGGCUCGAGUCGCUGCGCAACCUGUUCAAGAAGAAGCCCAACCAUCCAGACACCCUCCCCGGUAAGCGGUUUGUUUCAAACCUGCGUUUUUACUUGUUGCGUUAUUGCUGCCGUGCCAAGAAUUGA
Messenger RNA from Closterium sp. Naga37s-1, 1584 nucleotides. The record is from the annotation of a GenBank genome assembly. Lineage: Eukaryota; Viridiplantae; Streptophyta; Zygnematophyceae; Desmidiales; Closteriaceae.